Molecule: messenger RNA, 1471 nt
Organism: Zophobas morio
Lineage: Eukaryota; Metazoa; Arthropoda; Insecta; Coleoptera; Tenebrionidae
Product: odorant receptor Or1-like
Exons: 6
Coding region: 73-1248 (391 amino acids)
Biological process (GO): sensory perception of smell; detection of chemical stimulus involved in sensory perception of smell
Cellular component (GO): plasma membrane
Molecular function (GO): odorant binding; olfactory receptor activity
Source: RefSeq, a predicted model, not a curated record
UCUCUUAUAUAAAACGGAGGCACACCUUUCAAUGCAAGUGCAUUUGUGCAUACUACGGUCAAGAGUGAAGUCAUGUCGGGCAUAAUUAACCAAAGUUUUCGAUUUAAUUUACGCGUUUUAAAAGCAUUUUACUUAUAUCCAGAGCCAGAAGAAACAUUUUUACACAAAAUACGGACAUAUGUUUUGUAUGUUUUAUUCGUGGUCACAGUUCCUGUUAUUAGUAUCAUUCACUUACUAACUUCGGACGAUUUAAAUGUCGAAAGGGCCAACUACAACGCCGCCUUCUUGGCCCAAACGACAAGCUUCGUCACAAAAUUUUUACCAUUCGUGGUGAAUGGGCAAAAUAUUCGGAAGUGUAUAAACUAUUUCGAGAACUUUAAAGUGGAGAGAGAAAAUCAUCAAAUGAUUAUAAACGAGUGUAUCAGGAUUUGUCGAAGAAACACGUCUGCGUUUUAUAUUUGUGCGGUGGGAGCGGUGGGAAGCUGGGCCACUAAACCUCUUUUUUGGAAGGGCCGGAAUUUUCCAGUGGAUGUGUGGUGGCCCUUUGAUGCCACCACCGACUUUUCCACCUACUGUUGUGUGUAUUUAUUUGUAGCUGCAGGUCCAGUGUUUGCUUCUCUUGCAACCGGAGUGAUUGAUCCCUUAAUCGCUGGACUGUGCUACCAUGCAACCAGUCAAAUGAAAAUUUUGAAGGACAAUUUGCGACAUCUGAGUGACUAUGCAGAUGAAGAAAUCUCGAGAGAAAAAGUCGACAGGUCGCUGGUUAAAUCGAGCAAACAGAAAAUAAUUUCUACGAUGAUAAAAAAAUGCGUUGAUCACCAUGAAACCAUUUUGAAAUUUGUUAAAGAAUACGAAGUGUGUUUUUCGUGGGUUGUGUUCAGUCAAAUUGCUGGGAGCGUCUUCGUAGUCUGUUUUUGCUGUUUACAAAUGAGCAAAGUUGAUGCUUUCGGUUACUACGUCUUUCAGUUGGCGGUCUACUUUAGUGUCAUUUUGGUAGAAAUCUAUUUUUAUUGUUACUAUGGAUCAACAAUUUCUGAAGAGUGCGACUCAUUAACAGAUGCUAUAUAUAUGGCUGAAUGGUACAAUUAUGAUGUAAAAAUUCAAAAGGCUCUGUUAACUUUGAUGGAAAGCUCCAAAAAACCGGUUGUCGUAACGGCUGGAAAAACGGUUGAUUUGUCUUUAUUAACAUUUACCACAAUUUUGAGGCGAUCUUACUCUUUACUAGCAGUACUAAAAAAUUAUCAGUAGUGUUAUCAUUUUCCUGUAACGGUUUCCAAUACCGCCACUACCUUCUCUUUUUUUUGUUUUUUUUUUGUUAGUUUAAUAUUUACGUGAAUGUGAAUUAUCUUCACCUUAGUAGUUUUGUGUGACAUACUUCUGAGGCUUUACUUAAAAAAAUAUUUUUUUUGAAACUUUAUAAUUGAAAUUAUUUACACAAUUUUUAUUAUUUACAUUAUUUUUACAUACAUAU